Molecule: messenger RNA, 1889 nt
Organism: Trichobilharzia regenti
Lineage: Eukaryota; Metazoa; Platyhelminthes; Trematoda; Strigeidida; Schistosomatidae
Source: the annotation of a GenBank genome assembly
GCCUCUUUGAUUCAGCCAUUGACAGACCUCCUUCGAGGGAAUAACAAGUCCAUAGAACUUGACGCGUCUGCUCGAAAUGCUUUUACCCAGAUUAAAAAAGCUAUUGCGAAUGCCACACUUCUGAUGUAUCAGGAUCCAACGGCACCGUUAAGUAUCUCGGUUGAUGCAUCAAACACUGCAAUCGGCGCAGUUCUACAACAGCUAGUUGACAAUGAGUGGCAACCACUCGCCUUUUUCUCGAGGCGCCUUCAAUUAGCUGAAACGAAGUACAGCACAUUCGGCAGAGAACUUCUGGCUAUGUACUGUGCUAUACGACAUUUUAGACAUUCGGUAGAGGGUCGUGAAUUCAUAAUUUUUACGGAUCACAAACCUCUGACGUACUCUCUGAACUCACCUUCAGAUAAGUAUUCACCCAGGGAAUCACGACAACUGGAUUACGUCUCACAGUUUACAUCAGAUAUUCGCCAUGUAUCCGGAGUAAACAACACUGUGGCAGAUGCCUUGUCGCGCGUUUGUUCCCUCACCCAAAUCGACGGCAUAGACCUUGUAAAACUGGCUCGUCUUCAAAAAGAAGAUACCGAGCUUCAACAUGAGUUGUCGAAAACAACUCUACAAUUAGCUGAGAAACCCUUAGGUAUGGGAAGAGAUACUAUUCUAUGUGACAUUUCCACGAGUACUCCUCGCCCCAUCGUGCCUAAAAGUUAUCGCCGUAACGUCUUCAAUACGUUGCAUGGCUUAUCUCACCCAGGUAUUCGAACUACUGUCAAGCUCGUAACUAGUCGGUUUUGUUGGCCUGGCAUUAAUAAAGAAGUAAGGGAAUGGGCACACACGUGCUUAGCUUGUCAAAAGUGCAAGGUGAUAAGACACACCAAAAGCCCACUUGGCACCUUUCUUCUCCCUGACGCUCGUUUCGAACACGUCCAUAUAGAUUUGGUUGGACCCCUUCCUGAAUCACAUGGAUAUACCUAUAUUUUAACUUGCAUCGAUCGAUUCACACGAUGGCCGGAAGCAGUACCCAUCAAGGACGUAUCUGCUGAAACAGUCGCACGCGUCUUCGUAGAAAGAUGGAUCGCUAACUUUGGAUGCCCAUCUUCCAUAACAACUGAUCGCGGGCGGCAAUUCGAAAGUGGCUUAUUCUUCGCCCUGACUAAAAUCAUAGGUUGCAUGCGAUUUCGAACAACAGCCUACCAUCCUCAAGCUAAUGGUAUGGUAGAACGUCUACACAGACAGCUGAAAGCUGGUCUGUCAGCUGCAAACACCACCCAUUGGACUGAAUCCCUUCCGUUAGUUCUCCUAGGGAUACGAAACGCCUUGAAAACCGAUGCUGGUUGUACUAGCGCCGAGCUAGUAUAUGGCACGACACUGCGACUGCCUGGUGAAUUUGUUUCUCCCUCGAGCUUCCCACCAGUGGUAGAUCACGCUUCAUACGUCAGCAGGCUUACAAACGCAAUGCGUUCAGUUAAACCUGCUCCCCUUCGUCCACAGUCCAUUGAUGUUUUCGUUCAUCCGUGUUUGAAAACUUCUUCACAUGUAUUUGUUCGUCGCGACUCUGUGCGCAGACCCCUGGAACCCCCAUAUGACGGACCUUAUAAGGUAAUUAAACGUUCUGAUAAAUUCUUUGUCUUGGACAAAAACGGCCGCGAGGACACCGUCAGCAUUGACCGUCUGAAACCGGCUUACUUGGAGGGUAAUCCUAUUAGCAUAGAGCUGAACGUACCCCAAAAUCCACAAGUAACAGAAGAUCGUUUAGACAUCGAUGAAGUCACUAGCACAGCGACAGCUACCGAACCUUCUAUCGAGCCUCCCAAGAAAACCCGUUCUGGACGCACCGUAAGGUUCCCAGAAUAUCUGCACACUUAUUUGACUUAACGAAGUCGUGUGAUUCACGC